AUGAGCAGACGAGUAGGCUUGACUGCCAACGCUCCUGGCUUGCUCAAGACUGUGGGCAAUCGCCCGCGGCAGGUGAACCCUCCCGUCGCCGACGAUGCUCCGCCAAUGUCCACAGAUGAUGAGGAUGAUACGAUUAGCGAGGGGACAGCUCAGGCUGCUAAGGCCAGCGACCGAGCCGCCUCUCCCAAGCGCAUAGUUCCGACUCGGCGGCCGUCACCGUCGGACAGCGACUCUGAAUUAUCCGCGGCUGACAGGUCACGGCGGGCCGCUAUCCAGCCAACUUCAUUCGCGCCAAAGAAACCGCCAGCUGCAGAGAUUGUAAAGAAGCGGAAGAAGGUGUCUCCAGAAUAUCUGGAACGUGAACGUCCGAAGGCCCAGGAUAAGUUGAAGCCAGGAAACCAUCUUAGGAACAAAUGGGGCUUCACAGGCAAUAAAGUGUCCAAAUCUACCUAUGGAAAACAACCAAGAAGCUCACAGAGCAGCCAGCCAGGCUCGUCACAAGGUAGCAACACACUUCGCGUUUUCAGCUCAUUAGAAAGUCCACAAAAGAAGAAGCCUUCAAAGUUUAUUGUGCCAGGAAAGAACAUACUCUCAUCGCCCCUCAGCUCUCCUAGGAAACUCUUUACCGAUCUGAAUGGCAAUGCUGAUAGCGACGAUGAGGACAGCAUUCUUGCGCCGUUAAAAUCGAAAAGAGGCGCCAAAAAGGUCAUCAAGAAGAGCAAAAAGAAUAAAUCGCCGCCCUCUUCACCACCACGCGCAGUGUUCAAACUACCAGAAAACUUCUUGGACAAGUCACCAAGCGAGCGAAUACCCCUGGGGGACGCCGCCGACAUGUCCAAGCUCUCCGACGACGAAGACAGCCAGGACGACGCUGGCAGUCGGCCCCGAUUCAAGGUGCCCGACGACCUUCCCGCGCCGCCCCCCGCCGCCAAGUGCCCCUGGUGCGGCGAGGAAGUCGACCGGGCGCAGCUCGACGAGUUUGGCCAAGGCAAGCGCCUCACCGUGCGCCUGCAGACGCGCUUCUGCCAGCUGCACAAGCAGCGCGCCGCCGCGCAGACAUGGCGCGACCGCGGCUACCCGACCAUUGACUGGGACGCCAUCGAGGCGCGCUUCGCCGCGCACAGCGACCACCUGCGCGCCGUCGUCGACGGCGCUGCCGCCGCGCGCUCGCACUUUCGCACCCUGCACGCCCGCAACAUCGAGGCCGGCCGCGCGCGCGCCAUGAAGCAGGAGGAAAACUUCAACCCGGGCUACUACGGCCCGCGCGGGCUCAGCGCCAUGGGCGACUACCUGGUCAGCGCGUUUGGGGAUGCCUUGAAGAAGCGCGCGGUCGACGACCGCGUCGUUGCCGGGCGCGGAUCCGCAGCGUUUAUCCAGGCCGUGCUGGUUCCGGAGCUCGGCGUGCGCCUCAUAAUGGAGGACUUGAAGCUGUCAGAGGCCGCGGCCAGGCAGGUCUUGGAGGAGAGCAAAGCCCUGGGCGAGCUCGUACAACCAGAAGUGGAGAGAUAG
Molecule: messenger RNA, 1509 nt
Organism: Cordyceps militaris CM01
Lineage: Eukaryota; Fungi; Ascomycota; Sordariomycetes; Hypocreales; Cordycipitaceae
Exons: 2
Coding region: 1-1509 (502 amino acids)
Source: RefSeq, a predicted model, not a curated record